AUGUGCAAUUCGUGGUCACCCAGACAUAAUGGUGACAUAUUUUCCGGUUUAAAUGACGGACUAAUCAGUAGGGCGGAAGCUUUGGCAGCCGUCGACAUCAAGCACCAAAGUUCGGGAGGACCUGGCGGUUUGCCACAGCUCAAGCACGACAUGAUGUACCAUCACAGUAUGACAGCACCACCCCCGGUUAGUAGACAACAUCAAAUGAGCCACAUGGACGGCUUAGAGAUGUUGGACCCCAUUUCAUCGUCUUCGAUGACCACAUUAACGCCUAUGUCGGAAACGCCGUCUCACAUGCAUUCCGCUUAUGGUACCAAUCAUUUUAUGAACCACCAUCACCACGGGGGACCAUUAUCAGGACACGGAGCACCAGCAGCGGCUGCUGCAGCUGUGGCUGGACUGCAUCCCGAUGCUGACACGGAUCCAAGAGAAUUAGAAGCUUUCGCUGAAAGAUUCAAGCAACGACGCAUCAAACUCGGCGUCACCCAGGCCGACGUCGGCAAGGCCCUCGCCAACCUCAAACUCCCCGGCGUCGGAGCCCUCUCCCAAUCAACAAUCUGCCGCUUCGAGUCGCUCACCCUCUCCCACAACAACAUGAUCGCCCUCAAACCCAUCCUCCAAGCCUGGCUGGAGGAAGCCGAGGCCCAGGCCAAGAACAAACGCCGGGACCCGGACGCCCCCAGCGUCCUGCCCGCUGGGGAGAAAAAGCGGAAACGCACCUCCAUAGCGGCGCCGGAGAAGCGCAGCCUGGAGGCGUACUUCGCGGUGCAGCCGAGGCCCAGCGGGGAGAAGAUAGCGGCCAUCGCCGAGAAGUUGGACCUGAAGAAGAACGUAGUGAGGGUGUGGUUCUGUAACCAGCGGCAGAAGCAGAAGAGGAUGAAGUUCGCUGCGCAGCACUGACCGGAAGUUAACUUCGGGUUUUAAGUGGUGGACGGGUGGUUUUGCUUCGUGUAAGUUUUUGUUUGUGGUUAUGUUUGGCGGGUAUAGUAAAAAAGGUACGUCAAAGAUGUAUUACAUGCGUUAUAGACGAUUUAU
Molecule: messenger RNA, 1035 nt
Organism: Sitophilus oryzae (rice weevil)
Lineage: Eukaryota; Metazoa; Arthropoda; Insecta; Coleoptera; Curculionidae
Gene: acj6
Product: inhibitory POU protein
Exons: 5
Coding region: 1-900 (299 amino acids)
Biological process (GO): regulation of transcription by RNA polymerase II
Molecular function (GO): RNA polymerase II cis-regulatory region sequence-specific DNA binding; DNA-binding transcription factor activity, RNA polymerase II-specific
Source: RefSeq, a predicted model, not a curated record